Molecule: messenger RNA, 912 nt
Organism: Knipowitschia caucasica
Lineage: Eukaryota; Metazoa; Chordata; Actinopteri; Gobiiformes; Gobiidae
Source: the annotation of a GenBank genome assembly
AUGGACCUACGUGACAGUUGGACCUACGCAGCCACAGUUAGACCCACGCAGUCACAGUUGGACCUACGUAAACCACAGGUGGACCUAUGCAGCCACAGUUGGACCUACGCAGCCACAGUUGGACCUACGCAGCCACAGUUGGACCUACGCAGCCACAGUUGGGCCUACGCAGCCACAGUUGGGCCUACGCAGCCACAGUUGGACCUACGCAGCCACAGUUGGAACUACGCAGCCACAGUUGGACCUACGCAGUCACAGUUGGACCUACGUAACAGUUGGACCUACGCAGCCACAGUUGGACCUACCCACAGUUGGACCUACACAGCCACAGUUGGACCUACGCAGUCACAGUUGGACCUGCGCAGCCACAGUUGGACCUACGUGACAGUUGGACCUACGCAGCCACAGUUGGACCUACACAGCCACAGUUGGACCUACGCAGUCACAGUUGGACCUACGCAGCCACAGUUGGACCUAGGCAGCCACAGUUGGACCUACGCAGCCACAGUUGGACCUACGCAGCCACAGUUGGACCUACGCAGUCACAGUUGGACCUACGCAGCCACAGUUGGACCUAGGCAGCCACAGUUGGACCUACGCAGCCACAGUUGGACCUACACAGCCACAGUUGGACCUACACAGCCACAGUUGGACCUACGCAGUCACAGUUGGACCUACGCAGCCACAGUUGGACCUAGGCAGCCACAGUUGGACCUACGCAGCCCCAGUUGGACCUGCGCAGCCACAGUUGGACCUACGCAGCCACAGUUGGACCUACGCAGCCACAGUUGGACCUGUGCAGCCACAGUUGGACCUACGCAGCCACAGUUGGACCUACGCAGCCACAGUUGGACCUGCGCAGCCACAGUUGGACCUACGCAGCCACAGUUGAACCUGCGCAGCCACAGUUGA